Molecule: messenger RNA, 2473 nt
Organism: Dermacentor andersoni
Lineage: Eukaryota; Metazoa; Arthropoda; Arachnida; Ixodida; Ixodidae
Biological process (GO): regulation of canonical NF-kappaB signal transduction
Cellular component (GO): plasma membrane signaling receptor complex; cytoplasmic side of plasma membrane
Molecular function (GO): tumor necrosis factor receptor binding
Source: RefSeq, a predicted model, not a curated record
CGCGUAGCCAGUGACCGCGUUUAUCGCAGCCGUUGAACAACACCCGUUCCACCGGAUAAAGAAGUCGGAAACAGGCACUUCGCCUGUCCUUGUUCAGUGCGGAAAACGCCCCCAAACCAAGCCGCUGCCAUGCCGGACCCGGCGGCAAGUGCGGUGCAUACGUUGAGCGGCCACAACGUCGUUGGAGCGAACUGGCGCCCGAUCCACUUCACAAAAGAAGUGCCGCAGUCGCGCGUCUGUAGCCUCUGCCGCACGGUUCCCAGUAGAACGGUGGAGCUGCCCUGCUCGCACUUCCUGUGUGAUUCCUGCAACGACGCCAGAGAUCAAGAUGGCCGCUGCAUGUGUCCCUUGGACCUGCAACCGUUCGACGAGGGCGAGUGCUUAUGGAAUGACUUCCCUGCCUCGAGAGCGAGCAGCCUCAAGGCCCAUUGCUGGAAUGAAUGCAACGGCUGCGAGUUCGUAGGCACCAUCGAAGCUGUACUGCUUCACUACGAGAGAGAGUGCGUCUUGCAUACCCUCCAGUGCCCACGGUGUGCACGCAGAGUGAAGCGCACAGAGCUUGCCGCGCACUAUGUGGCCGGAUGCUCCCGCGGUGAUUCGUGUUCUGCACAGAAUUGCGAACGUGGCGAUUCACUAGCCGUUCGUGACCCGAGUGAAACAAUGGACGAAAUGACGUCCAUUCCGACAGGCCCGUGUCACCAGCAGUUGGCAAUAGCUCGGAGGCGAAUGGACGAACUCUUGCAACUAUUUAGGAACUGUGAAGCCGUGCGUUUGUCGGAGAUCAGCGACGUGGUCAUGAGUUCCGAGGAAAACUUGGUGCACAAAAUGGAAGAAUUCAAGUCAAGUAUCUGCUGUACGGUUGCACAGCUGAACACCGGUCUGACAGAGCUGAAGGUGCUAUUCAGAGAUCCGUGCUCUGAUCACCUGCCCAAUCUUCAGGGUCAAAUGAACGAAGUCGUCGAUCAAUCAAAGGCCAAUUACGCUGCCUUAGUUCGGGAAAUGACCGCGGCGCUUAGAGACUCGGAAAGUAACUUGGGGGUAAAAAUUGAUACACUUCAGGCACAUCUCUCUUCGACGCUAGCACUGAAACUGCAGCCUCUUCAAAGAGUGCUUGACUGCUGUGAGCAGAAAAAAUUAUCUUCGGAAAGUGAAGGUGCCGUUGCUGCGACCAGUUCAGGGAAAACGAACAUGCCGUGGCAGUCGGAAAAGAAGCUCAUCCUUCGAAAGUUGGAUGAAUUAGCCAGUGCAUCACUACGCACCCUGGAAUUAAUGCGGCAGGAGUGUCUGUCGCAUGGCGGCCGCCCAUGGAUUUCUGAAGUGUGUUGCACUUCAGGUGCGUACGUUGUAACUUUGAGAAACGCUGGCAAAAUAUUUAGCCUGAAGGCAGGCGUCUUCGCAGAGUGGAUUCUCCGGCACCGCAGUGAUAUCUUUUUGCACAUUGUCUUUGCGAAUACCGCUGUAGGGCGAUUUGUAGUACUGGUCCGCGGUCUUUCAUUUGCGGACACUCCUUGGUAUUCCUGCGACAAUGCCGCACUGACGGUACUAAACGAGAACCAGUGUAAUGACAAUUGCAUUGAUUGCGCUCCUGGUGCUUUCAGCGAAUCCGACGCUUCAACAAAUGACGUGUUAUUUUACGUUGAAACCCGAACGCUCGGUGCAGAGGGCUUUAUAAAAGGCGGAGAACUUAAGUUUCGGCUUCAACUUUGAUCAACGAUUUUAGCCGAGCGCACCAUGACGCUAUGGAACUGCAUUUACAUCCGAUUCGUAUGCUUUCUUUUUGCCGUCAAAACAAAAGGCUGUUUUUACGCUGCUAUUGUUACCUUGCCGCGUGUGAUAAGUCCACUUUGAAAAGCGACUGUUUCCUGCAGACGCGUUGGACAACUCUCGAGCAGUGGCGAGAUAACGUCGAAACCUUAGAAAACUCCAUGAGCUCCUGUGUAGGCAUCGGCGUAGAACCUCAGGACGAGAACUUACCCUCAGAAGUUCGACGCCCUAAACAUCUGACCACAGCGAAACGCGUGAGUAGGCUGUCAGCCUAAGAGUGAAGUGUGCGUCUUGCGAAGGUUGCCAGUGUAAUUAGAAGGGGCCGCUAAAUCUAAUAGAAAAGUACAUACUAUGGCGUGAAAGGCAAAUUGUGCAUGGACUUCAGUGUAAUCUAAGCAAAUACAACAGUUCGUAUUUCAUACAAAUACCUCUUCUCUAAUCAGUUUGUCAUAGUGACUCAGUAGGUCGUGAAACAGAGGAAUACUGUUCUUAAGCCGCGACUGCGAAGGGAUUCAUGAAAUCACUCACACAACGUCAUUUUCCGUGUUGCGUUGCGGUGUUCUCUUCUGACUUGUCCACGUUGAUUUGUGCAUGUUGAAAUUAUUUCGAGGUGACAUUUGUUUUCUGAUUUGUACACCUUUCGCAUAUUCGUGUGACUUCAAAUGUGUAUCUGCCUGGUUUCUUUCAAAAUAAAAAAAGUUAUUUUUGA